UGAACUUCAGCAGCACACAAUAAAAAUCAACUGCCCAAAGGCCAAAACCCUAAUAUUUCCUUUUCAUUCCACUUUCCACCAUCGAAGAGGGAAUUUCUACGCACUCCCAUCCCAAAACCCUAUUUCAGAGCAGCAGUAGCGGCGGGAAGGAGCAACAAUGGGAAUCGAUUUGACGGCAGGAGGUAAGUCGAAGAAGACGAAAAGAACAGCACCAAAAUCCAACGAUGUUUAUCUCAAACUACUUGUGAAACUCUACCGUUUCCUCGUACGUAGAACUGGUAGCAGCUUCAACGCUGUUGUUUUGAAGAGGCUUUUCAUGUCUAAGAUUAACAAAGCUCCUUUAUCUCUUUCUCGCCUUAUCACUUACAUGAAAGGAAAGGAGGAUAAGAUAGCGGUAAUAGUGGGAGCAGUGACGGAUGAUUGCAGAGUGUAUGAAGUUCCGGCAUUGAAAGUGACAGCAUUGAGGUUCACUGAAACAGCUCGAGCUAGGAUCGAGAAAGCUGGUGGUGAAUGUCUUACUUUUGAUCAGCUUGCUCUUAGAGCACCUCUUGGCCAGAACACUUGUGAUAUUGGCAUGGAACAAGUGGCCUAUUUGGGUCAUGUAAUUUUUGCUGGUGGUGUGGGAAUGGAUGAAUCCAAAGUAGCCGCCAUGCCCUCAUGGCCUAUUUCACAAAAUUUGAAGCAGUUAAGCGGAUAUCUCAGGCUCAUGGGGUAUUAUCGCAAAUUUGUAGCUGGCUAUACCCACAUUGCAAAGCUUCUCACAGAUCAGCUCUAAAACGACUCAUUCUCUUGGACUACAACCGCUACUGCUGCAUUCGAAGCCUUGAAGAAAGCUGCUAUGUCAACAACCCCUGUGCUAGCUAUGCCCAUUUUCUCUAAGUCAGUCACUGUCUAACAGAUGCUUUUGAUACUGUUUUUGGGGGCUGUAUUGUUACUGGAUGGCCACCCUAUCGCCGUCUUUAGCAAGACCCUAGGCCCUUGAGCCCAGCUAAAAUCUAUCUGUGAACGAGAAUUGAUGGCCAUUGUUCUUGCGGUGAUGAAAUGGUGCCAUUAUCUUUUGCGCUGGCGUUUCUUAAUCAAAACAGACCAAAGAAGCCUGCGGUUUGAUAUGGAGCAACGGGAAAUUGGCGCCGAAUACCAACGUUCGAUUACGAAGUUAAUGAGAUUUGAUUUUAAUAUC
This is a messenger RNA of Amaranthus tricolor (Joseph's coat), 1180 nucleotides long. RefSeq names its product 60S ribosomal protein L18-2. The record is from RefSeq and is a predicted model, not a curated record. Gene Ontology annotation, molecular function: RNA binding; structural constituent of ribosome. Gene Ontology annotation, cellular component: cytosolic large ribosomal subunit; ribosome. The transcript has 4 exons. NCBI's taxonomy places the organism in Eukaryota, Viridiplantae, Streptophyta, Magnoliopsida, Caryophyllales, Amaranthaceae. The coding region runs from base 158 to 775 and encodes 205 amino acids. Gene Ontology annotation, biological process: translation.